AUGACGAAUCCUGCGGACCGGGUAGGCCUACAACUGAGGUGUCAUCAUUUCUGACGUCAUAAUUGUUAUUAGGUAAAAUUACAUUGGUUGCGUAUUUUUCAUGACUUUCUUUCACUUGUCAUUUAAGCACCACGGAACUGUCCCAGAGCAUCAUCAAACGGAUGCUCGACAAAUUUGCCUGACACAUCCAUCCCAGGCAGAGUUGGAGAAGAGAUCUGUGCAUUUGUCUCCAGACAUCACGCCCAAUAACCAAAAUAUUCAGAUUUCUGGAAACGUUUUAUCACGAGCGAAAACAGCCAUGGCAGCCGUGGGUGAGUUGCCUCAGAUUACCAGGCAUUAG
This is a messenger RNA of Coregonus sp. 'balchen', 340 nucleotides long. NCBI's taxonomy places the organism in Eukaryota, Metazoa, Chordata, Actinopteri, Salmoniformes, Salmonidae. The record is from the annotation of a GenBank genome assembly.